Protopolystoma xenopodis is the source of this 231-nucleotide messenger RNA. The record is from the annotation of a GenBank genome assembly. NCBI's taxonomy places the organism in Eukaryota, Metazoa, Platyhelminthes, Monogenea, Polystomatidea, Polystomatidae.
AUGAUAAGUGGCCUUCUUGGGCCGAGAAGACUGCGGCUGUGGGGUUUACAAGAAAUGCUGUUUGCUCAUUCCCUCCUGCCGGGCGCCCAGACAACAAUGGUAGCAGGUCAAGAGGGUCGGCUGAUGACGCCUGAACGACGCCAUCGAUUAGAAACUUUCUUUGAGGCAUCGUUUAUGAAUACAAUUGCCAGUUUUGUCGCGCAUACGCCGGUCCCACGAGAAAAGGUCUAA